AUGCCGCAAUUAACAUUCACUCCCUGGAAGGAGUACUCCCAGCUCGUUGCAGUGCGAGAUCAAUUUUAUCCGCCACCUGGUUACCAGGGACCCGACAUGCGGCCCAAAGCCUCUAGUAUUGUAUGGGUCUGGAAAGUCCGAGGAAAUCUGCCGCAUGCCGUGGAGGCGACGGCGCUUUUGACGGACGCGAUUUUGCAUGAUGACCCAGGCAAGAAUUCGAUAUUUUCGAUACGCGCGACGUAUUCAUCAGCGUUUUGUAGAUUUAUCACUGGGCUGGUAGAUUCCAAACUACAUGGAAGGAGACAAACCAUGUACCAAAAAGCCAUGACACUUGGGGUACCGGCGUCAUUUGUGGAAUUACGUCACGAAGCAACACAUCGCGAACUCCCCUCCCUGGUGGUUUUACGAAACGCAGCUCAAAGAUCGCUUGAGUGGCUGUGGGAGUUCUACUGGGAGAAGAUUGGAGCUAACAUUCCGGCGGAGUUGGGUCUACUGGAUAAUUCACAUUCAUCUGAACAAGCUCUGAGCGAUGCCAUUUGGGGUAUUUUACAACCUCUCACAGAGAACAGGGCAGGACGGAGUGACGGAAGUAGAAAGCUAAAUUUGGCAUCAAGCAUACGUGAGCUCGUCGCCAUUUGUGAGAGCGAAAAUGGUGGGAAUAGGCUUCUUGUGAGGGCGCUUCUGCGGCCGGGCGUCCUGGUACCGGAAACAAGGAGUCUUGGAGAUCGAAUGGACCAUAUUUUGUCCACAUGGGAUGACUUCCUGAAGGAGAUAUGCCGACAUUACACGCCAUUCUUGACAAAAUUCGCAGACGAGAUGGCAGACUUACUGUCUCUUUCUAUGUCAUUGGAUGCAGCAAAAGAUCCCUACAGAGAGGGCGUUUACGGAUGGUUUGAACACGUGCUGAAGUCGAGCUCGUGGGCUCUGCUUCGAAAACAAUAUUUGAUUCUAUCCUAUGCCCAAGCAGUUUGCCGAAAUGGAGGGGGAUAUUGGAGGGAUCGCCUUCAUAAUUUAAUCGAGAGCUGCAGAGACUGGUCGGAGUUAUCUGCUAGAUCCGCGCGCAUCUCUCAAGAAGCCACAAGACACGAAUCGGAAACUGGGCUACAUAUGACCAGCCUACGAGAUCAUGGCUGGACUUUAGAGCGAAAGCGCAUUUUCUGGCCUAUAGGCGUGGUCUAG
This is a messenger RNA of Coccidioides posadasii C735 delta SOWgp, 1179 nucleotides long. RefSeq names its product rRNA-processing protein las1 (gene LAS1). Gene Ontology annotation, molecular function: endonuclease activity. Gene Ontology annotation, cellular component: Las1 complex; preribosome, large subunit precursor. Gene Ontology annotation, biological process: maturation of LSU-rRNA; maturation of 5.8S rRNA. NCBI's taxonomy places the organism in Eukaryota, Fungi, Ascomycota, Eurotiomycetes, Onygenales, Onygenaceae. The record is from RefSeq and is a predicted model, not a curated record.